Molecule: messenger RNA, 981 nt
Organism: Acytostelium subglobosum LB1
Lineage: Eukaryota; Evosea; Eumycetozoa; Acytosteliales; Acytosteliaceae
Exons: 3
Coding region: 1-981 (326 amino acids)
Source: RefSeq, a predicted model, not a curated record
AUGACAGAUAUCCAUGAUGACAUUCCAACUGGUGGUGCCACACCAACAUUCACAUCGCAAUCAUCCAACGAGAUAUUGAUGGUGCAACCGACUCACUUUGAAUUGAAUGCACAGGCUGCCAAUGACAACUACUUUAUGAAUGCACCAAAAGAUCCAUCAGUAGUUCAUCAACAGGCAUUGGAAGAGUUCCAUACUUAUCAUGAUGCACUCAAGGAGAAGGGAGUCAAGGUUACAUUGUUCCAACCAAAUGAUGGUUUGGAGACACCUGACUGCCUGUUCCCAAACAAUUGGUUCUCAACACAUCAGCCAACAGAGUCCAGAACAGGACAGGAGCACGUGAUGGUUCUCUACCCAAUGUGCCAUCCAAAUCGCCGUCUGGAGCGUCGCGACAGCAUUAUAAAGCACGUUCUGGCACGCAGAGAAAACACAAAGUUGAUCGAUCUGUCCUCGUCCGAGCAGACCAACAUCUUCCUCGAGGGCACCGGUUCAUUCGUCAUUGACCGCGUCAACAAGGUGGCCUACGUCUGCGUGUCCCAACGCAGCCAUCGCGACCUUGCCCUCGAGUGGGCCGAGUUCAUGGGCUACAAGCUCGCUGCCUUCACAUCCACUGACUCUGCCGGCAAGAUCAUCUAUCACACCAACGUCAUGAUGGCCAUCUGUUCAUCCAUUGCCAUCGUCUGUUUGGAGACUGUCGAGGAUCCAGUCGAGAAGAAGGAACUGUUGGAUUUAUUGUCCAAGAAUCAUACAGUGUUGCAGAUUACAAGAGCCCAAGUGGAGCAGUUCUGUGGCAAUGUGAUUGAGGUCAGAGGCUCGGAUGAUAAGAAAUACUUGGUCGCAUCAAAGACUGCCUAUGACGCAUUCACCGAGGCCCAGCGAUCACAAAUCCUCAACCAUGUGGACGACUUUAUCACCAGAGACAUCCCAACCAUCCAGACCGUUGGUGGUGGUGGCAUCAGAUGUAUGAUUGCAGAGUUGUUCUAA